CUCAAAAGAAGGGGACAUGACAGAAUGACAGGAUAUGGAUGUUUCAACAAGAUGAAGGGUGAAAUGUGAAAUUAGCAACUCAUAUUCCUCGCCCCUGUGUUAAACGACAACCAUCGGGAACCAGGCGUAAUUGUUAAACAUAAUGAAUUAUUAAGAGCGGCGUCUAUUAACAAGGCUUGACUCUUUCUUGAAGCCCCAAUGGAGCAGGAUGUGGAAAGUCCGGCAGUCAUCACCCGAAAGCCCAAGCUACCCAAGCAGGCUCGCGAGGACCUGCCCAAGCAGCUGGUAGACCAGGUGCGGGCAAAGAGGAAGAUCCAGAGGUACGUCCGUAAGGACGGCAAAUGUAAUGUCCACCAUGGCAACGUCCAGGAGACCUAUCGCUACCUGACGGACAUCUUCACCACACUGGUGGACCUCAAGUGGAGGUUCAACCUCUUCAUCUUUGUCUUGGUGUACACAGUGACAUGGCUCUUAUUUGGCUUCGCAUGGUGGCUCAUCGCCUAUGUCCGUGGUGACCUGGAACACAUAGGGGACAACCAGUGGACUCCCUGUGUCAAUAAUCUCAACGGUUUUGUCUCAGCUUUUCUCUUCUCCAUAGAGACAGAGACAACCAUAGGGUACGGCUAUAGGGUUAUAACAGACCAAUGCCCCGAGGGGAUCCUUCUGCUGUUGAUUCAGUCAGUGCUGGGGUCCAUAGUUAAUGCCUUCAUGGUGGGCUGCAUGUUUGUCAAGAUCUCACAACCGAAGAAGCGGGCAGAAACAUUAGUGUUCUCCACCAGCGCUGUCAUCUCCGUAAGGGAUGGCCGGCUGUGUCUGAUGUUCAGGGUGGGGGACCUUCGGAACUCGCACAUCGUGGAGGCCUCAAUCAGGGCCAAGCUGAUCAAGUCCAAGCAGACCAAGGAAGGGGAGUUCAUACCCCUCAACCAGACAGACAUGAAUGUGGGUUAUGACACGGGGGAUGACAGGCUCUUCCUGGUGUCCCCGCUCAUCAUCUGUCAUGAAAUCAAUCAGAACAGCCCCUUCUGGGAGAUCUCCCAGGCCGACCUUGACAAAGAGGACCUGGAGAUUGUGGUCAUUCUGGAGGGCAUGGUGGAGGCUACAGGGAUGACGUGCCAGGCCAGGAGCUCGUACGUGACUAGCGAGAUCAAGUGGGGCUACCGCUUCAUGCCCGUGCUCACACUGGAGGAUGGCUUCUACGAGGUGGACUACAACAGCUUCCACGACAUCCAUGAGACCAACACACCCAGUUGCAGUGCCAGAGAGCUGACCGAGAUGAAUUGCCGCGCCCGCCUGCCCCUUACCUGGUCUGUGGCCAGCAAGCUCAGCCAGCAGGGGGUGCUGGAACCUGAAGGCCGCGAGAAGAAGAGUACUACUACCCUGGUAACCCAGGUGGAGGGGCUGGAGGAACAGACAGAGAGGAAUGGUGACAUUGCUAACAUAGAGAGCGAGUCCAAAGUGUAAAGGGGAGCGAGAGAACCUAGGGCCAGGGGGGCUGUGUGAACCGUACUGUGGCAUCUCUUCUCAUGACUGGCUGACCAGGUGAGCUGGUCCCAGGUUAGAGGUCAGGGCCAGGGCAGAAAAGGGGACGGUCUAGCCCGAGGAGCCCUGCAACAAGGACAGCUUAGGCCCUCAUCGGGUCAUUUACCCUCCAAAGAUAGCUGGUAAACGACAAUGGCUGGACUGGAAAUAUC
Oncorhynchus masou masou (cherry salmon) is the source of this 1691-nucleotide messenger RNA. RefSeq names its product potassium inwardly rectifying channel subfamily J member 6 (gene kcnj6). Gene Ontology annotation, molecular function: G-protein activated inward rectifier potassium channel activity. The transcript has 3 exons. NCBI's taxonomy places the organism in Eukaryota, Metazoa, Chordata, Actinopteri, Salmoniformes, Salmonidae. Gene Ontology annotation, cellular component: plasma membrane. Gene Ontology annotation, biological process: potassium ion import across plasma membrane; regulation of monoatomic ion transmembrane transport. The record is from RefSeq and is a predicted model, not a curated record. The coding region runs from base 199 to 1461 and encodes 420 amino acids.